CGUCAGAGCCACGUAAACAUAAUGCGCAUUAGUUUCCAGUUAACCGCUAACACACCGUCCUAUUCCCUUUGCACAUGAUGCCCAUACCCUCAAACAGGGCUUCAGCAGGAAGACCAGAUCUAUAAGAUGUCGAUGGUUUUAUUUGCGUCAGUGGUCCGGGUCGGGGAUGGCCUACCACUCUCUGCGUCCACUGACUAUGAGCAAGAUAAAGUGCUGCAGGAAACAAAGAGGCACCUUAAAGGUCUUUCAAAAAAACUCAGCCAGUUUCCAGACCGUUGCACACUUAAGAAUGGACCUUUCAAUGUCAACUUCAUCAGCUCUCUGGGUGUUGGAUAUCUGAUGGUGUGCACUGGGAACUACCCCAAUGUUCUGGCCUUCUGCUUCCUAGACGAGCUGCAGAAGGAGUUCAUCGUCACCUAUGAUACCAAAAGAAUAAACAACGCUCUGCGUCCGUACUCCUUCAUUGAGUUUGACACGUUCAUCCAGAAGACCAAACAGCGGUACAACAGUCCCCGAUCCCUCUCCACUAAAAUCAACCUUGCUGACAUGCAGACAGAGAUCAGGCUGCGACCACCGUACGAGCUGUCCCCAGAGGACCUGCAGGCUGUCAACGGGUCCUUGUCACACACGUCCUCCAAGUACAAGGGCAUCGCUCCGACUCAGCUUUUGGAGCCAGUGACUUUGCCAGGCAUCAUCUCCUGCGUGCUCAGUGUCCUGUGCGGAGGGGUCAACCUGCUGAGAGGGGUCCACGCUAUCGAGAGCGUCUUGCAGAAUGAUGAUGAGGAUUUUAACUGUGUCAUUGCUUUCUUCCUCGGCACAGCAGCGUGUCUGUACCAGUGCUACCUGUUUGCCUACUUCUCUGUGUGGAGAAACAUCAAGUCCUUCCUGGCCUUUGCGCUCAUCUGCGUGUCCAACAUGUACCUGUAUGAGCUGAGGAACGUGUGGCAGAUCCUCUUCCAUGUGGCUGUGGGAGCGUUCAUGACCAUGCAGAUCAGACUGAGGACGCCGCUGGGAAAAGCUCCAGACUACAACGUAUGACCAACCUGAACUGCACAUGGACAAAAAGACUGGUUGCAAAUCUGCUACCCAAAGGUCAUGCCGCCUGAAGGUGGACGUAACUGGAUCGAUGAAGGGACACGACUGUGACGGACUAAUGUAGAGCAUGUUCUGGAUGGUGCUGGAGAAACUGCUGCAGAGAUGACAAGUGACCGGCCUUUUGCGAUGCUGAAAUAGAUAGAAAUAUGUUGCAGAACAAGGAGGCUGCUGAGACAAUGUUCAAUAUUUUUUAUUUAAAUAGCGCUUUCUAGGGUAGUUGUGAGGCAUGUAGCAGAACACUUCCAGUACUGUAGGAAUGUAUGAGACGCCGCCGUUUUCUCAGGCACAUUUCCGUCACAGAAGCUAGAAUAAAAGAAUACAUUUUCUCUUCAGAGAUUAAUAAAGUAUUUAUCUAUCUUAUCUAUCUAAAAUGUUGAACCUUAUCAAGCAUAGAUGAGAAUCCUACAGCUUUUUUUUAAAUCUGUGUUGCUGACCUUUGACCCUGGUUUCUAACUAUGCAAAUCCUGCUGGCUAGCUUUGCUUUUAGGUGCUUGUCCCAUUUAAUAUGACAAAUGUUUGCACAGAUUUUGUUGUUUCUUUUAUACUUAAAAUUAAAUUAAGAUUUUAUUUUUGCUUUCGGACCUUGUCAAGUCCGGAUUAUUGAAAUGAAAAGCAGGUAGAGUAGGUGAAAAUCCAAACUCACCCUGGUCAUCAGGUCCAAGUUCAAAGUGAAACAUCAUUCAAACUUCAAACGUGAAAUUCUGUGUUUUGAUUUUGAACGGCCACAUGUCAUGUAACAAAGUAGCAUUCAAACAAAUAAAUGACGACUUGGCAUGUUUUA
Synchiropus splendidus (mandarinfish) is the source of this 1876-nucleotide messenger RNA. RefSeq names its product SEC22 homolog A, vesicle trafficking protein (gene sec22a). Gene Ontology annotation, biological process: endoplasmic reticulum to Golgi vesicle-mediated transport. The transcript has 7 exons. Lineage: Eukaryota; Metazoa; Chordata; Actinopteri; Syngnathiformes; Callionymidae. The coding region runs from base 127 to 1038 and encodes 303 amino acids. The record is from RefSeq and is a predicted model, not a curated record.